CUGUAUAGCUUAUUCAGCUUUCUUUAAUAAGAUAGCUUCUUUAAUUUUUAUGACAAUCCAAAGCAAGAUAUAUUGUACUGGAUAGUUUUUUGUUUCUAUUUAUCAAGGUGAUGUUGCUUUUCUGGUGAGGAUUGCUGUUACUUGUAAGGUAGUCCUGCUGUUUGGUUGUUGCAGUUUGUCCUAGGGGAACCAUGAUACAUGAAAUUCUUGUGUAUGAGAAAAGGCAAUUUGUUACUUAGAUCUGUUAUUGUUUACACAAAUCCAUAUUUUGCAACCCUUGUAAUCAUGAUAACUUCCUUCUGAUGGGCUUAGAUUAUGGCCUCUUUUCUAUGGAGAAAAAAUUCAUUAUUUACUGUUCAGUUUAACAUUUUAAGUAAAUUAAUUAAAAGAACCUGAGUAUCGGUAUUGUGAUGGAUGUGAAGAACACAAGCUACAUCCUUUCUGAUGAGUAUAAUAUUUCCUGUUAUAGGUGGAUUUUUAUUUGCUGGAGGGCUGCUAGGCUUUAUUUUCUCUAGAAAUGCCACGGCCAUGAUACAUGGUGGUGCUAUUUUGGUGCUAAGUGUACUUAGCCUAAAAGUUUGGAGGACUGGAAGAUCCAGCUUACCAUUUAUACUGGGUCAAGCAGCCUUCUCUGCUGCGUUUCUCUGGAAGCUUAUGCAGGCAUACACAUUGUCAAAGAAACUCUUUCCCACAGGAUUUUAUAUCUUCUUGAGUGCUGCAAUGAUAUGCUUUUAUUCGUAUGUGUUGAUCUCCGGCGGAAACCCACCACCGAAGAAGUUGGCAGCAGCUCCCCAGUCAUAAGCCAUGAGAAUUUGUACAAAAAAACACUCUAUGAGCAUGGUAAGAUAACCCGAUUUACGAGACAUUAUAUUAGUUAAAAAGUUUUGAUGAAUUUGUACAAAAGAUUCAUUAUAUAAACUGAUAGUGAAAUUAUGGAAAGUUUUGAUGAAAGCUGGAAUAUGAAUUGUUGACUAUCGUCCUUACAAUUAAUUAUUUGCAUGAUGCAGUGUCUUCAUUUAAAUUAAUAGCUUGGUUUGGAAUAGUGGAAUGAUCUUUUUUUCACUGAGAUGCCUACAAAUCGGAGCAUUCAAUUUGCAGUCCUAAAUUUCAAUGAUGAUGAUCCUUGUUAUGUAAAUCGCAAUUACAUUGUUCCAGAUGCAUAACUUGUGUUUCCAAUUGCAAUCAAGUUCAGGUAAUGAUUCUAUACGCCAGCAACUGAGAUCUAAACGAUCACAGGCUACGAUCUAAACAAUGGUGAAAAGAUGUUAAGAGAGCCUUUCCUCCAUCCAACAUCCGUCUCUCUGGAACCAGUUCAUGAUGAUGGGGAUAUGUUGAAGCCGCACACGGUCGUCCUCGGUCUGUCCCCCUCCAUGCAGCUUCUCCACCAGCUCAAUUGGCAUGCCCUCGAGUUCCAGCUUCUGCAAGCCACCGAGGUACUCUAUGCCAACCGGAAUCGUCUUCAACUUGCCACACCUUACCAGUCUCAGCUCACGCAGGCUCUCGAGGGCGUUCUCUUCUACUUCCAUGCGGCUGAGGUGGAUCAUAUCACACAGCCCCAAAGACUUGAGCCUCCGGAGCCAACCGGCACGGAAGCACAGCUCGGUCCCGUCGUAUGCUUGCAUGAGAAAGAGGGACACCAGGUUGGGCAACUCCAUGAGCGAAGACAGCGAGUCCUCCUUGAGUCUCGACAUCUUUAGGACCAAAUGAGUGAGAGCUCUGAGAGAGUCAGGCCACCGAGACGUCAUCCCCUUCUCCAGCAUCCCGUACAAGCUCAGCUUCCGCAGCUGCGGCGGAGGAGUGAGGUUGUUUAGCAGCAAGGUGUCGUCUUUGUGCCUCGCCAUCACCACCAGGCGAACAAGGCGAUCCAUAUUGGAUAUGGACGCCGAGAGCAACUUGCUGUGGAUGGUUCUCACGCCUCUGAUGUCCAAGCUCUUCAUCUGCGUCAGACUCCGCAGAUGCCGGACCGUCGUCUCGUCCUCCACUACUACGGCCUUCAGAGUCUGCAGCUUCUGCAGCUUGCCCAUCCCGCCCGGAACGACGACUCCGCCGCCGAGAAUGGUGUAUCUUGAAGUCUGACGGUGGAACUUCUUCACCAUCAGAUGCCGCAGCCUCUCCAGCCUUGUGACUCCGCUGGGGAGCUCCUCGACGUGGGUGUAGACCGCAUCCAAGGUUUCAAGCUUCCGAAGGCUUCCCAGUGUUUUGGGCAGGUGCCUGACAUUGGUGCGCCGUAUGCUCAGGUAUCGCAGGUUGAAGAGGUGGCCUAUCUCGUCCGGCAAGCUCUCCAAUGGAGCGGCGCGGAGAUCCAAGACUCUUAUCAGCCGACACUUGGAGAGCAGCGAGGUGGAAGCCGGUGAGAACGCAAGGAAGGACCGAAGCAGCGGCAUCUUCUCGCUCAGCCUCUCAUCUUCACCCUGCACGAGGGAGAGUCGCCGGAUCCGAUCGCUUAAAUCUUCCGGCUUGCCGUCGUACGCCUCGGCGAAGUGCUCGUCUCUGGAUCUGGCCACGAUGAGCUCCCUGACGAGGUCAUGAACUCGGCAGAAGCGCACCCUUCCGGACUCGUUUGUGUGGGUGACUUGGAGCAGGCAGCGGCCGACCAGUUGGUUGAGGUAGUCCUCGGCCACCUCCUCCAUCGACCUCUGACGCCGCUCCUUCACGAACCCUUCCGCCACCCAGAGCCUGAUCAACCGAUUUCUUCCGAUGAGGUAACCCUCCGGGAAGAGGCUGCAGUGUAAGAGGCAGUUCCUGAGGUGGUACGGUAGAUGCCUGAUGCUUAGGCUCAGGAUUCUGGAGACUCUAUGGAGCCCUGUGUGUUCGGUGGUAGACCAUGUCAGGCCGUCGUGCAUGCUCUUCCAUGUCGACUCCGCCCUGUCCCUGUGGGACAACAGGAUGCCGAUGGCGACGAUGGCGAGGGGGAGGCCUUCGCACUUGUCCACGAUUCUUCUGGCCCAGUGCUCCAGCGCCGGGGGGCACACGCUUCCUUCCCCCCUCGGAAACGCCUUCUUGCAGAAGAGAGACCACGCCAUCUCCUCCGGCAGAGGGUCCACUGUCAUGACCCGGCUGCCACCCGCCACCGAAGCCACUUCCUGCAUCCUCGUGGUGAUGAUGACUCUGCUCCGGCAGUUGUUGGCGAGCAGCGCGUAGCUGAUGUCCGUCCAGAUGCUGACCUGCCACACAUCGUCCAGCACAAUCAGGUACCUCUGGCGGUCCAGAUGCGCGCGGAGUGCUUCCACCAGCCUCCUGUACUCCAUCGAAUCGAAGUCGUCGGCGGUCUCUUCCAUCCUCUCCUGCAGCAGCGCCCUCAGGAUCUUCCGCAGCAGGUCAUCGAUGUUGUAGUUUUGGGACACAAUGACCCACGCGCGGCAGCUGAAGUGGCUGAGGAUUGCUCUGUCUCUGUAAACUCUGGUCACGAGGGUGGUCUUCCCGACGCCGCCCAUGCCGAAGACGGCGACUGCGGUGCGCCGGGGCUCCUCGUCCGUCAGCAACCCGAUAAGCCUAUCCUUGUGGUCGUCGAUCCCCACAAGUUCGUCUUCCUCGACGAAGUGUGCUGAUUCCGCUAAAUGGUAGCCCGGCUGGGGGUCGUCGGGCAGCUCCGCCAACUUCUGUGGGAUUCUGAUGACAGGCAACUCUCCGAUUCCUGAUAGCUGAGCAAGGCUAACUUCCUUGGCCUCCAGUCUCCUGGCGAUUUCGCGCAAAGCAGUGGCCUUGGCGUCGUUGGAGAGGCCACGGACGAAGGCUCCCAAGCUGCCCCAGCUGCUACCGGCGACGACGUAGGUGUACUCGUCGACGAUGUCCUCGAUGUCGUAGGCCACAUCUUGAACCUGCUUGGCCCAGGAGAUAAAGACCAGCUCAUGUUCGCCUCUGUACGUGUUCAUGGACUUGAGGAACUCCUGCAUCACCUCGAGCUCGCUCUUGAUCCGGAUCAUCCCUUCGUGAACGUUCUGCUGAGGCCUGGCGAGGCCGCCGGGAGGUCGGACUGCUGCAGUGGCCACAGCAUCGGUCAUCUUCUCGAUCAAGCUGAAGACUACAACCUCUGCCAUCUUAUCUCAAGAUCUUCCUCUAUCGGAGAAACUGCUACUGUACAAGGCCAGAUCAAAGGCCAGAGUUCAUCUACCCACCAUUUGGCCUCUAUAGAGUUGAUAUUGUUUUCGGAGCAUUUAGCUCCAAGAUUUCUCCAUCUCUCUGACAACGAAAGAAAAUUCCUGUUAGGCCAAACUCAGCACGAACGGUAAGGGACGAAGAAGAAGAAGUCAAAUUUUCUAUGCUUUCCUUGAUCCUUCA
Messenger RNA from Musa acuminata AAA Group (dessert banana), 4278 nucleotides. RefSeq names its product protein FATTY ACID EXPORT 1, chloroplastic-like. Gene Ontology annotation, molecular function: fatty acid transmembrane transporter activity. The record is from RefSeq and is a predicted model, not a curated record. NCBI's taxonomy places the organism in Eukaryota, Viridiplantae, Streptophyta, Magnoliopsida, Zingiberales, Musaceae. Gene Ontology annotation, biological process: fatty acid transport. The transcript is spliced from 4 exons. Gene Ontology annotation, cellular component: chloroplast inner membrane. Bases 445 to 801 code for a protein of 118 amino acids.